Messenger RNA from Tuber melanosporum (Perigord truffle), 2959 nucleotides. RefSeq lists its product as uncharacterized. Gene Ontology annotation, biological process: negative regulation of protein kinase activity; endocytosis; eisosome assembly. Gene Ontology annotation, molecular function: lipid binding. NCBI's taxonomy places the organism in Eukaryota, Fungi, Ascomycota, Pezizomycetes, Pezizales, Tuberaceae. The coding region runs from base 961 to 2172 and encodes 403 amino acids. The transcript is spliced from 6 exons. Gene Ontology annotation, cellular component: eisosome filament; plasma membrane. The record is from RefSeq and is a predicted model, not a curated record.
GCUUUUAAACUCCAAAAACCUAAGAUAUUUCUUAUUGGAGUGGUUGCUGAAAAUACUUUGGGGAUUGAGGCUGGGAAAUAUUUCUCGGCCAAGUAUUCCGGCUGCAAAAGACUCUCACCAUACUCGUACUCGUACAGUAAUGAUGGAGCACAGUACCGUACAACACUCGUACUCGUACAGUGCGGCGCGCCACGAUCGAUCGGACCAGGAGUCGAAUUGUCUCAGGGCUCGCUACUCGGGGGUGAAGGAAGUGGGAUCCAUCCAGACCCCCCCACUCAAGCCUUAAAUGCCUCCAAGAUUCCCAACAGGUACCGUUGGGAUUUCACAGCUAGAGCUCAAUACUGCUAGUUCUCUAACCGUGCGUACUCGUACAAGCGCGAUUUCCCCCACCGCCUUAGGUCCUUAUGACGGGAGUGGGACGUUUGCAGGGAAAAAAGGAUCGCCUGGUGCAUCAUUCCCACGACAGUUAGUCUCAGCACGGCUCCGUUGGUUCUCCGGUACUCAUUCUUCACCCAGGCUUCGCUCACACUCACUCACUCACUUUCUGAACGAAAUUUGGUGACAUCAUGGCAACGGUGGUCUGCGUCAUUGCUGGGUGGAGGGAGAGGGAGGGAGGGAAACGAACAAACUUCCUCCUCCACAUUCCAACCGCUCUUCCCCUCUCUUCACUCUGCCAUUACUUCUCCAGGCAAUGCAUAUUAGCAGCUGAUUCCCUUUCAUCUACUCGAGUAUCAGUCCUUCUUCCUUCCUCGCUUCCUAUCGUUUGAUCGUACUUUGUGCGUUAAUCCCUUCUCCGGUGAUACCAUACUGGUAUCAAUCCUCGUUCCCGUUGAACCAGGCCAUCCUUGCACUUCUCAUCCGGGCACCCCCACAUCUGUUGAUCAACCACCUCACCUCUUUACCAUCACCCCCAUCAUCCUUUUAUUCCUGCGAGAACGAACAUCAUCAAUUGUAGUAGUCAUGCAUCGAACUUAUUCAAUGCGCCAGUCGCGCGCACCAACCCAAUCACAGAUUGAGAAACCACCUCCACCACCUAGUAGCACCAAGGUUGGCAGGUUGUUUGGUGGGGGAAAUUUUGGUCAUAACCUUCGUAAAUCUAUGGCCGGCGCAUAUGGACCGGAAUUGGCAAAAAAGCUCUCGCAACUCGUGAAGAUGGAGAAGAAUCUUAUGAGGUCUAUGGAGCUCGUUGGCCGUGAGCGCCGUGAUGUUGCUCGGCAGCUUUCUAUUUGGGGAGAAGAAUGUGAUGAGGACGUUUCAGAUAUCACCGACAAGUUGGGCGUGCUCAUAUUCGAGAUCGGAGAGCUUGAGGAUCAGUUCAUUGAUCGCUACGAUCAGUAUAGGGUUACCAUCAAGAGUAUCAGGAAUAUUGAAGCUAGCGUGCAGCCUAGCCGGGAUCGCAAACAGAAGAUCACGGAUCAAAUUGCCCAGUUGAAAUACAAGGAUCCGAAUUCUCCCAAGAUCGUUGUCCUUGAACAGGAAUUGGUUCGUGCGGAGGCCGAGUCACUUGUUGCUGAGGCUCAGCUGUCAAAUAUCACCCGCGAGAAGAUCAAGUCUGCGUUCACCUAUCAGUUUGAUGCGCUCCGCGAACACUCGGAGAAAUUGGCAUUGAUCGCGGGGUACGGGAAACACCUAUUGGAACUUAUCGAUGACACGGCAGUUACUCCCGGUGAAACUCGAGAAGCUUAUGACGGCUACGAAGCGAGCAAAAGCAUCAUUCAAGAUUGUGAGGAUGCUCUCACCAGCUGGGUCGAAUCAAAAGCGGCUGUUAAACCACGUUUGUCUGUGCGUGGUUCUCGCCAACGUCGUACUCACGGUCGUGGAACUCGCAGUGGAAAUAUUGGUGAGCCAGUCUCUUUGACCGACCAGGAUAGACCGAUGCGUGGUUCAGGCGUAUGGGUUCCUGCAGAUGAGCAUGAACGCCACCGCACCCAUGGAGCUCCGGCCCUUAAUCGUGCCGAUGACGAUGACCAGUACGAAGACAUUACCGAUGAUGAAGUAGAUCGCGGACACCAUCGCGGCAGCCGGAGGCAUGAGCGUGACCACGAACAUGACCAUGGCGCCGACAGGCGCCAAUCUCCCCGCAAUCGUGAUGGUAAGAACGCUGAUGGCCUCAACGGCGACGCCCACUCCCGUGACCGUGAGGAUGAACGUGGCGCGGUCCCUCAGGAUUGACAGACGUCGACUGGGGACGUCGGGAAGGAGACGACGUCCGGGGAUAUGAACACGGCGACGACGAUAGCAACGACACAACCGGUGGUUUUUCCUACAGGAUAUAAUAACAGCAUUCAUAAUACUACAUCUUCCAUUCUUACACCAGGUAAUUACCCUCCAGGAACCUAUCCUACUGCACCUGCUACUAGUACCACUACCACCGCGGGCGACUGCAAGGACAACAAGCCAACUGCACCAAUAACAACCCCAACUUCAUCCACCCAACCCACUAGUAUUAUGCUCCCCCCAGCCCCAACCCCACCCCGCAACACCACCAACCCCCUCGCAGAAGAACAACAGUCGGGACAGGAAUACCGAAGACCAAUGCGGACAACCAUGCGGGACGACCCCAAAUACCAAGAGCAAAAAGAAGAUGGCGGCAGAGCACUUCGGGGCGAAGCGGAGAGAGAGCGGGACUUGAGAUCUACUGUUGAUAAGCAGCACGAUAGUGAUAGUGCCGGGGGGGAUGUUGUGGACGAGAAGGGAGAGAAUGCCGGUCUUUUCGGAAGGGUAGCAGAGAAGCUUGGGCAUGCUUUGGGGGUUGAGACUUGAUUAAUGAAUAAUUGUUAUUUUUGCUUUCUUGUUCUCUUGUUUGGUUGUUGUGGUUGGUUAGUUAGGGGUUCUUGGGGUGGUGGGUGGAUGGCUGGGGAUAAUAAUGUGGAUGUGAAAGUGUAUGAUGUUCCGACACUCUUUUUUUCACUCUUUUAACACGAACACAAUGUGUCCUCCAUAAUUGAAUGUAUAACUC